Hydractinia symbiolongicarpus is the source of this 5067-nucleotide messenger RNA. RefSeq names its product G-protein coupled receptor 3-like. Gene Ontology annotation, biological process: G protein-coupled receptor signaling pathway. The record is from RefSeq and is a predicted model, not a curated record. Gene Ontology annotation, molecular function: G protein-coupled receptor activity. The coding region runs from base 2470 to 3396 and encodes 308 amino acids. Gene Ontology annotation, cellular component: membrane. Lineage: Eukaryota; Metazoa; Cnidaria; Hydrozoa; Anthoathecata; Hydractiniidae. The transcript has 2 exons.
UGUAUCGUAAAUAUUUUAGCUAGGCUGGCGUUAUAAAUUGAACGAAAAAAACAUGUUUGUUGUUAAAUUCUUUUAUUCGAAAAUUAUGAAAAAAAUUAAAGUUGUUCUAGAUUGUAACCAUAAAAAAAAAAACAUGUCAAAAUGCAGUAGGAAGUGAGGCAUAGCUGAGAGGACUCCAUGUGGUAAGCAAGAGGAAUUCAAACAAUGUUGACCGUAAAAAGUGUUCCAAUUAUUCAUAAUGCUGAUUCUUGCAAUGAUAAUCUUAGACUGAAGCGGUACCAUUAUGUUAAACAGCGAAAAUUUACGAUCGCAAAAGUUUCCGUCUACUUCUGGAACUAAAUCAGGACUCGAAGCAAUCUUGUACCCAGUUUCUUCUACGCCUAUAAUGUUUUUACAGAACUACCUCUUAGUACGAACUUAGAAAUACACUGGAAACGAAGUUGGACUAGAAGAAUAAGAUGUUCUUGAAGCAUAAAAUCUUUUGGCGACAUAAUUCGUACAUAAAAAAUUUGAAUUUUUUUUUAUUAAAAUAUUUUGCUGCUUCAAAAAUACAAGAUAUACGUGUCUUUUUAUUAUUAAUAUCGGUAUUUUGUCUGUGUAAGAAAAAAGUUGUGCUACGGGCACACAAAAUAGCAUGAAAUUUAAAGAACUGGCGACCCCGCGGAUUUGUCCACGGGUUACAGCUAGGCACUAUAUUAAUAAUAGCCGUAUUCUGUAUGUGCACAAGUCGUGCUACAAAAACACAAAACGCGAUAUAUAAAAGGCAGGCGAACCUAUGGUUUUAUCCACGGGUUAACGACUAUCUCUUUAAAAAUAGCCGUAUUCCGUCUGUCUGUUUGUGCGCAAGAAAACACCCGUGUUGCGGACACACGAAAUACUCAAUAUAAAAAGGACGGGCGACCCUGUGAAUCUUUCCACCGGCUACCGGUUAGUUUAUUAAUAAUAGCCGUAUUCUGCGUCUUCAAAAUGGUAUCUGAAUCGCUACUCCCUGCCGAGGAUGCACGAAAUAUCGUUUGGCAUAUGUAGGACCGUCUAACCCGUAGAGGUUUCUACGAGCUAACAACUUUUGUGUUCUAAAAGGCUUUAGGGUGAGGGGGAAAAAAGAGAGAAGGUGUGGACAAAAAUGUCAACCCGCUUGGGUUUUGGUCGUUAAUUCCUGAUCUCUUUGUAUGAUCCAUUUUACGUUUUCAGCAGGAGGAAGUUUUGUCAACGCAUUAAGUUGGAACGAAUUGUUGUUGUUCAAGAUGCAAACACUUAAAUGAAAUUUACUUAUCUAUUAUUAGAUAGUCAGCAGUAUUAUGAUUGAUUAUGAAUUUCCUUUUUUGAUCUUAACUUAAUAAGCACGUUGUAAUUAUUGUUGUGACUGACCUACAACUGAUAAAGUUGUUUUUAAUUAACUAAUUUGUGACUUUCAGAGCCUCCGUUUUCUUGUGCAACGAUAAGGAGCGAAAUCUCAGACUUUGAACUUUAGUAGUUUAGAAUUUUUUUGAUGAGGUUUUCGGAGUUAGGUACUGUUAUGUUUAGUUGACUGUUAAUCUCGUUCCCAGAGCGAGCUUCUUAUUUGCUUCGAAAAAUAAGCUCUGGGGACGGCAUUGAUUGACUGCCGUACUUUCUUAAUUCUUUCAAAACGAUAUUUCGAAAUUUUAUGCGAUUUUAUUUUUUAUUGUCUUUUUACUUUAAUCUUAGGCUAGCGUUUGUUUAAAAAAAUGGUUCGGACAAUUUUGGUUUAAAUGAAUUUGAAGACGCUCCCAUUUUUCCUGUUUCAUACAUUUAGAUUUUCCUAUCAGUCCCCAAUAAAAACCAGGAUUCGCGCUUGCGCGUGCAAACUUGAAAAUCGCGGGAAAUAGAUCAGAGGUAAAUAAGGCAAAUCUUAUUAUCUUGUUUGGUCCAUUUAAUAAUGCAUGCGCCUUCUACGUAUCACGAAACACACGAAUCCAGUUUAAUUCCUGAUUUUAAACUAUAUUUUCUUCAAGGAGUAAAAAAUAUAAUAUUACUAAUUGGAAAAAGUGAGGUUGUAUAUACGUUUAAUGUAUGAAUGGCGCAAUUAACCUCAUCCCCAAGGGCAUCUUCUAUUUUUCUGACAUGGACAAUACAAGAUACUCUGGUGAUGAGGUUGCACUGCACAUGUCUAUGUUGCCAUAGUGACAUGAGAAAUUGAUCAUUUAUUUAAAGUUAUGAGGAGAUUGAAAAGAUUAAGAAUUCGAUUACGUAUGGAAAGAUGAAAUUAAAUAUGUCUGUCUAUGUACUUCAUUUAUUUAUUUAUUUAUUUUGUGUUUUAUUGUCCCGAGAUGCAUGUGGAUGUAAUGAUAAUGUAUAAAGCCAUACAGAAUAUAACUAAAGAGAAUCCAUCAGAAGAUUUAGUUACCAUACUUGGAGAUUGGAGUUUCAUGUAAUAAACAUCACGAAAUUUUGAGCCUGGUGUGUAAAUAAAGUAGCUACAUUGGAGUUUCAUGUAACAAACAACACGAAAUGAGUGCUGCGUGGUUGGUCACUUGCAUUGUGUUGGAUAUCGCUGUGAUUAUAGCUAACUUCAUAGAACAAUUACUAAUAUACCAAAAGUGGCAAUACUUAGACAGAAUCGAUCAUUUGUUAUUGAGCCUCUCUAUAUCGGAUAUAAUCAGUGGAAUAGCUACCCUGGGUAUUGAUUCGUGGUUUUUAGCUCGUGAAAAUGGUCAUAUCAGUGAUAUGGUACUGCAUGAACAUCAUAACAUGAUAUCAAAAAUAUUCGACUCAGUCUUUUUAUUCUCCGUGUUUGCUUCAAUUUUUCAUGUUAUCGCAGUUGCGAUUGAAAGACUAUACGCCAUCAGAUUUCCGCGUCGGUAUUAUAUUUUCACAACGUUUAAAUUUAAAUUCGCGACGAUCUCAACUGUGUGGAUAGCAGCACUAGCUUUGACUCCUACAUUCGCUGUCUCAUCUUUAUUAUCUGCUAAACAAGUUGGCUCGUUCAUACGGGGCACAGUAUUUCUAACAGCCGCCAUUAUUGUAUUUAUUACAUAUAUAGUCAUCGCGUAUUACUUAGUGCGUCAAAGAAAGUCCAUUAUACAAGAUUUUAGUCCAGAUUGUAGCUUACAAGAAGAUCGACUGAAACGUCUAACUACUUUGUGCUUGUUUCUUGGAAUCAGUUUUGUCGUCUGCAUUUUACCAAUCACCCUUGGAUAUUUUAGUCCUAAACUUUACCACCCGAUAUCAAGUAUCAUGAUUACUUUAAAUUCAUUUAUUAACCCGUGCGUCUAUUUUGUGAAAGUUUAUUAUGAAACGCGUAAUAUAACACGAAGCAGAUCAGACACUACGCAUGCGCUGUUAGAUCACAAAGGUUAUGCGUACACGGUUACAACUGAAACGAAUUACGAGACCGAUGUGAAUGAGAACGGAGGCCAUCACAAGUAUUAUAGGUAGGGAUAAUGCAUUGCAUGAUAGAAACGUGAAGUUGGGUAAAACUUUCUAUCAGCAUUUCUACGAUAUUGGCAGCUCCUCUAAGGUGCGAUAGAUGGUACAGAGGUAUUACUAAAUGCGCAAUUCAUUAUGUGUGAUCGCGUGUGCUUUCAAAAUUCAGUCACUUAAACUAAAACUAACACUGGUGAAAAAAAGGUCCAGUUAGACGGUAUGUGUGAUCAUGCCGGCUAAAGUCAACUGGUACAAACAGAAUCUUCUUUUGAAAUGGACAGUUCGGAUUAUAUUUUCUGCUUUGUUAUGCUCUGUUAGUUCUUUAUUACUUUACGAAAAACAGAUUUAUAUACUUAUGAGCUUAUACGAGACUGUUCUCAUUGUUAAAAAUCCAGAAAAUCAUUAGCAAACAGAAUACGUAAUUUAAAAGCUGAAGGUCAAUUUAUCAAGUUGCGUUUUCUAGGUGCGUUAAUUUUAAGCGUGUGUCAUUUCCUUUAAAUAUUGCUUAAUUUGUUUAAAAAACAAACUUUAUAAUCUGCUACUAAUACGAGGAUAUAUUUACAAAAAGUAAACACAAUUUUGGCCAGUGAAUAUUGGCAAAGAAUACAAGUAUGUUGCCGUGCCAAGAUUUUCUACAUAAAAAAAUCUACCUUAACAAACUCGUUUCCAGUUCUUUUUUUAGAAAGCCUUAAGUUACGACAAGUUACGUCUUUAACUAAACAGCAAACAUAAUGGGCGCUAAAUUCUUAUAGUGAAACGCACUAAUGUAAAUUAUUGUCAUCCAAGCUCAGUCUAUAUAGAGUGUAACGAAACAAGACAAACUACUGGAUUAGACUCUUUAAUUUACAGGGUACGAGGUUGUUGUGUUUGAUUUGUUUACUUUUUAAAUUUCGCAAGUCCUGUUUAUAAGAAGUGAUCCAAUACAAACAACGUCUAGAGACUAGACAUAAGAUUGUGUGUGCUUAAGCCUUUGUUUAUUUUACUCAAAAGAUUUUUUAAUUCAUUUAGCAAAAUAUGGAUCUAAUGGAAAACGACGCCUAUUUCAUACCUUCUCUGAAGUGAAAAGUGAAAAGGCUGUUGUGUGUAUUCUAUGCGCAUGCGUAAACCUAUUUAUACAGUUUUUUGGUCUCCAUUUACGUUUAUAGCUGAAUUGAAAUCUCUAAUAAGUUUUACGCUUUUCCAAGUAUAUUUUUCUCUGUUCGAGAAAAAUAAUUGUUGAGGUUUUUUCGAGAUUUUUUGUACAAAGUACGUGUAUUAUAGGUUAUAUUUUUGAGAGUAGCAACGAGUAUACUGAUUGUGAGGAAUAUUUUCAAAUAUAUAUUUCAUCAAAAUAUUUAUGUGCUUUAUUUUAUUUGGUCCACCUGUGGUUGCAAAUCUUUUUUUUUAUUUCACAAAGGUUGUCUAGCAUGGUCCAAUACUCAGUUAUUCACAUUCACAAAUAUGCAGAUAGUCAGGUGAAUCAAAGACUUUCAAUAACUCAUCAAUGUAGUUGAAGCGCUGCAUACUUCCAUCUUCGUGGACCCAUAAGUUGCGGCAACACUCAACUAGUUCUAGGCCUCCUGCAGGAUGGGUAUAAUCAGCAUUUUCAUGACAUUGUUUUCCUCUACCCCACGAUAUGAUGUAACUGUACGUUUCUCGAACAAGCCUUUUUGUGGAAAGACACUUAUGUCUUUUUGAUUAAUC